This is a messenger RNA of Cryphonectria parasitica EP155, 1825 nucleotides long. RefSeq lists its product as uncharacterized. Gene Ontology annotation, molecular function: ureidoglycolate hydrolase activity; ureidoglycolate lyase activity. Lineage: Eukaryota; Fungi; Ascomycota; Sordariomycetes; Diaporthales; Cryphonectriaceae. The transcript has 5 exons. The record is from RefSeq and is a predicted model, not a curated record. Gene Ontology annotation, biological process: allantoin catabolic process. The annotation marks the transcript as partial.
CAUGGCUCCAGUACACCUCUCCCUUCACGGACUAGAAAUCACAGCCACAGCUGAUCCUUUGACGCGAGAAGCCUUUUCACCUUUUGGCGAGGUUGUGCAGAAUCCACGACGCGAUGUGCACCCUUCCAGGUUCGCCGAUGCCGGGCCCCUACCGCACGAGGCUAUCUCAGCGAACCAGGGUACAGCCAUUAAAUAUCAGCAUGUGACGCGCAUGGCCAACAGCUACGACCACGCGCCUAGCGGUGUCCCCGGCGUCGCCGUCAUGAACAUGUUCGUGUGCGCUGCACGGAAGCUGCGCAGUCAUCCGCCUGCUCGGCCAGAGAGGACCUCGUCCUCGUCUACCUUCUUCGAAGUCAACAUCCUUGAGCGUCAUCCGUACACGACUCAGACGUUCACGCCGCUCAGCAUAUCCGGGCAUAGAGGAUCAAGAACUCAGAACAGCUACCUGGUCAUCGUUGCACCUAAUCUUGCGUCUGGCUCGGGACUGCAAGGUCAGCAGGGACGAGGCUCCUCGGUCCCAUCGCCGCCUGAUCUAUCGGGCCUAAGGGCUUUCAUUGCCACGAUUGACCAGGCUGUGACCUACGGUGCGGGCACAUGGCAUGCUCCAAUGGUCGCCCUGGGGCCUGAAGGAUCAGCGGUGGAUUUUGUUGUUACCCAGUUCGCAAAUGGUGUUGGGAACGAAGACUGCCAGGAGGUCUCGUUUGGCUCGUCUGAGGAUGGGUCGGCUUCUGUAUCCCUGAAGAACACAUCAUACAAUCACCUGUCGCUUUGCAGGCAAUUACUGAAUGAAAACGGCUGGCUGUCCAGAGUUACAGCAAAAUCCGGGGUUUUGGUCAACAUGAGUCCAGCGCUGGAGUCCACCGACGCCAAGAACAAGCUUGAGGACCUCUCAGGCGUCAAGAUCGAGCCCGGCGAAAACCCGUACAAUGCCUUGAUCAAGGCCUGUAACGAUGACCAGGCUGAGAUUCAAUCUCUAUACUCUACACAUCGAGUGACGAGGAAUGGCCAGCAGAAGGCCAAGUUCCUCUCCCAGGACUUCAAGGAGGUCCUCAUCGACCCUUUUCUCCUGAGGCUCGAGAACCCGACCCUGGAGCCCGGCUUCUCUGACCCAAGAAAUUGCCUGGUUUUCUGGGCACGGCCGCCGGACCAUGUGGUCAAGCUGGUUGCUCACCUCCAGGCCUUGCUGAAGAAAGCGGCUCCCAGUCUUUGGCUCAUGCCCACUCAUCGCGUGCAUCUGACCGCCCUUGAGGUGACACACAGCCGGACACCGCCCGAAGUGACGGCCCUAGUCAACAAGAUGCGUCCCACCCUGGCUGAUCUCACCAACAUUACUCUCACGCAUCGCUCGCGCCUUGUCAAGCCCAUGCUCUCCUAUGACCUCGCCGCCAUUGCAGUCUCGUUCCUCCCCGCGUCUGGGGAGCCCGUGGCCUCUCCUCCGCCCUGUGCCACGUCCGUCACUGGAGAACACGACGCCAAGCAUCACGGGACCAACGACGCCUACACGUACCAUCAUCUCCGCAGGGACCUGUUUGACCUCGCCAAGACGACGGGCGUGGACAUCGACUCGCGCUAUGUUGUCCCCAGCGCACACAUCACGCUGGGACGGUAUCUGACGCAGGAGGAUCAUGCGACCCCUGAGAUGCGGGAAGGCUGGGUGAGGACGAUUGACGAAAUCAAUGCUUGGCUGGAGAGAGAAGUCUGGGACCAAGUAGAUGGAGAGUUUGUCGGGGAGUGGAUGGUCGGCCAGGAGAGGGGAUUGGACGCAAGAUGCGGGAAACUCUGGUAUGGAGGUGGCAGGUCGCUCAUGCAAGGCGAGGGAUUCUAG